Messenger RNA from Dendrobium catenatum, 1336 nucleotides. Its product is annotated as probable protein S-acyltransferase 1. Gene Ontology annotation, biological process: peptidyl-L-cysteine S-palmitoylation; protein targeting to membrane. NCBI's taxonomy places the organism in Eukaryota, Viridiplantae, Streptophyta, Magnoliopsida, Asparagales, Orchidaceae. Gene Ontology annotation, cellular component: Golgi apparatus; endoplasmic reticulum. The record is from RefSeq and is a predicted model, not a curated record. Gene Ontology annotation, molecular function: protein-cysteine S-palmitoyltransferase activity.
ACUGGCUCAUAAAAAACCGAGUCAUCGACUCGCCGUUCCGUUUCACAAGGAUCAUAAUUUGAACGCAACCGCCUCUACGAACGUCAACAAAGAGGCCUUCUCCAGGAUAAAAAUCACAAGAACUAACUUCCAGAAACCAACAAGUAUGGCCUCUUCUUUCCAUGAAAGAUCUAAAUCGAAGAACAAAACCGAAGAUCUCAGUUCUUCUUCAUCAACAACCCUACAGCCACUGGAUCGAUCUCAGUCCCACAUUCCAGAACCAAAUGAACUUGUUUGGAAAAAUUGUUUUGGCUAUCAAAUCCCAAUCCUGAACUGCUUCGGUCUCUUCUCCAGCGCUCUCUCUUCCAGUUCACCAACAAGAGUUUAUCAAAUCUGGCCAGGAAGAAAUGUGUUCUUCUUUAGAGGGAGAGUAAUCUGUGGCCCUGAUCCCCGCGGCCUUCUUCUAACUUCAGUUUCAGUAUUUCUUUCGGAAUGGAUAUUCUGCAGCUAUGUUUGCAGAACUCUGCUUAAUCACUUUGUCCUUAUAAUCACUUUAUCACUGCUGUUAACAACAGUUGUUAUUGUUAGUCUAAUCUUGGCAAGCACAAGGGAUCCAGGAAUUAUUCCGAGGUGUGAGAGUUUUCCUUCGGAAGAUAUUGCUUCUGGUAGCAGAGUAAGAAGCAGAAGGAUCACCAUUGAUGGCAUUGAGAUGAAGAUUAAGUACUGCAGGAUCUGUAAGAUAUUUCGCCCACCUAGAAGCUGCCAUUGCCCUGUUUGUGACAAUUGUGUGGAGAAAUUUGAUCACCAUUGUCCAUGGCUAAGCCAGUGUGUUGGGUUGCGAAAUUAUCGGUAUUAUAUGAUGUUUAUAUUUUCGUCUUUGGUGUUCUUCAUUUAUAUGCUGUCUUUCUCCUGGUGGAAGAUUGGGAAGGAGAUGUCUGAAAAUGAAUGGGGAGCUUUUAGGGCAGCAGCGGAGUUACCUGAAACAUUUGCUCUCUCUGUGUUUAGUUUUACUGCCAUUGGUUUUCUUGGAGGCCUUGCAAUUUUUCAUGUUUAUCUUAUAGUAUUGAAUCAGACAGCUCGGGAGAAUUUUAAGCAAAGAUAUUCAAAUUCUAGAAAUCCUUAUGAUAAGGGAAUGAUAAAUAACAUAAAAGAAGCUCUAUUCUCCAGAUUGCCUCCUCCAAAAAUCAAUUUCAGAGCAGCUGUUGAAGAAGCACAAGAUGGUUCAAUUAGAAGCACAAAAUCUCAUACUAAUAGCAUGAGAAUGGAUGGUGAAGGCACUUCUACCAUGCAAAUCAAUAUGAACCAAGAAGAAAUUUAAAGAAAUCAACCAAGAUGAACAACUUGUACCUCUCUCUCU